Molecule: messenger RNA, 1535 nt
Organism: Pelecanus crispus (Dalmatian pelican)
Lineage: Eukaryota; Metazoa; Chordata; Aves; Pelecaniformes; Pelecanidae
Source: RefSeq, a predicted model, not a curated record
GUUGUAUAUGUAACAGCCACAUUCCCCUAUAUCAUGUUGAUGAUUCUCCUGAUUCGUGGAGUAACAUUACCAGGUGCUUCCGAGGGGAUAAAAUUCUACUUGUACCCUGACCUUUCUCGACUGUCUGACCCACAGGUGUGGGUGGAUGCUGGCACACAGAUCUUUUUCUCUUAUGCGAUCUGCUUGGGGUGCUUGACAGCCCUGGGAAGUUACAACAACUAUAAUAACAACUGCUACAGAGACUGCAUCAUGCUCUGCUGCUUGAACAGUGGCACAAGCUUUGUUGCUGGUUUUGCUAUCUUUUCAGUUCUUGGAUUUAUGGCUUAUGAACAAGGCGUGCCCAUUGCAGAAGUUGCAGAAUCAGGACCAGGACUUGCAUUCAUUGCUUACCCUAAAGCUGUUACCAUGAUGCCUCUUUCUCCUUUGUGGGCAACUCUGUUCUUCAUGAUGCUCAUAUUCCUUGGAUUAGAUAGUCAGUUUGUGUGUGUUGAAAGCCUUGUGACAGCUGUUGUAGAUAUGUACCCAAAGAUUUUCCGAAGGGGCUACAGAAGAGAACUGUUGAUUCUCAGCCUUUCCAUUGUGUCAUACUUCAUUGGCCUGAUAAUGUUAACUGAGGGUGGGAUGUACGUUUUUCAGUUAUUUGACUCUUAUGCAGCUAGUGGCAUGUGCCUUCUUUUUGUUGCCAUAUUUGAAUGUGUCUGCAUAGGCUGGGUUUAUGGCAGCAAUCGCUUUUAUGAUAACAUUGAAGAUAUGAUUGGGUACAAACCACUGUCAUUGAUUAAAUGGUGCUGGAUGGUCUUAACUCCAGGUAUUUGUGCAGGAAUCUUCAUCUUUUUCCUGGUGAAAUACAAGCCUUUGAAAUACAACAAUGUAUAUAUAUACCCUGACUGGGGCUAUGGCAUAGGGUGGAUGAUGGCGCUCUCUUCCAUGAUCUGUAUCCCUUUGUGGAUCUGCAUUAAGCUGUGGAAGACAGAAGGCACUUUCAUAGAGAAAUUCAGGAAGCUGAUUACACCUAGCUCAGAUCUGAAAAUGAGAGGGAAACUUGGAGGAGGAGCCUACAUUGCAGCAAUAAAUGACUGCGAUGCCAAACUGAAAGGAGAUGGCACCAUUUCAACCAUUACAGAAAAGGAGACACAUUUCUGAAAGAACUAUCUUUUUUGUUUUAUUUUUUGUAAAAAUAAAUAAAUAAAUUCACUUAAUUAUAGAGGCUGGCUUGUUUUGCACAAAAUUUUAUUAACCAUUUAAUUUUAAAGUGAAAAUUGUAUACUUGUUUAAAAGUGAUUUUUUUAAAUUACUAUAUAAGUAAUGAUUAUGUAAAAGAAAAAGAAAUAGUAUUAUAUGGUAUGUUAGUGGUGACUUCUUGUAAUAUGGUGAUUUCAGUAAAUGUUUUUUUAGAAGUUAGAGGGACCUGUAUAAUGUGCUGUAAAACUUUUCUACUUUGAUUUCUGGCAGGUGUAAUGUAUAGAUAUAUGCAUUCUAAUCUGUAAGCAUUUCAGACCAUUUCAGCUUUUAAUGUAUGUAUAUAAAGGGGACCA